AUGAAUCGAAAAGGAAAGAUUCGACGUGGAAAUCCGCCAAAAAAACUCGAUGAAAAUGGCGUUGCACUUUUAGAAAAGAUCGUGGGACGUGAUAAUCAAGACAUUUUAAAUGGAAAUAAUCAGCUGUCAAGGAAUACAGUGAAAAGAAAUCUGUCUAAAGAAAUAGAGGAAGAAUCUGGUCGGGAAAGAAUAAACUACCAUUCAUGGAAAGAAAAAUGCCGCUCAAAGGAAGAUAACCUCGGUGAUGCUUUUGUUCCACCGAAAUGUGCGACACCAGCUGUUUCCAUCGCUGAGAAUGUCAAAGCGAAAUCGCCACAGAAAAGGAAAAAAAGCCUCGAUGAAGGGAAUUCAGUUAAGAAAAUUGCAAGUGGUUGCGAUGUUUCGGGUGCAAAUAAUUUAAACAUCAGUAGCAAUUUAAAGAGAGAAAACAAUUCAACUGUUGCUAGGCACUUGGCAUUUUUCAAUGGCACCAGCACAUCUAGUAAUUUAAUUGAAGACGAAAACACUGACAGUGCAAUAUCCGAUGAAGAAAUUGAAGGUGCCAGUGUUUAUGGUAAACUUAACAGCAGGCAGAGAAGCCAGAAAAAACCCACCCGUGGGAGUCAAGUGGAAAAUAUAGUUUCUCGGACUCCCACCCCUACUCAACAAAAAUAUAAGAAGGGUGAUAUUGUGCAGAUGGAGAACGGUGUUCGAAAAAAAUUCAAUGGAAAACAGUGGAGACGAUUAUGCUCCAGGGAAGGAUGCAACAAGGAGUCGCAGCGCCGAGGAUAUUGUUCACGGCACUUGUCAUUGAAAGGAAAGACGCUUACAAAAGGAGUUGGGAUUCCAGGACAAAAGAAGGGGAAAUUGCAUGGGGAAAAACUUACAUGGGAAUCUGGGAAUGAGAGCGAAGGAAGUGUAGAGGGAGAGGUUUCAAGCAAGGGAUCUGGUCAUCACAACAUUGACCUCAAUGAUAAAGAAGCAGAGGCAGCCUUUUCACUUGUUUCUCUGAGUAAUUCAAGGUGUGCUACACCUGCAACGCCUUUGCCAAUCUCACCUGGUCAAUGCCCCUCACCCUCCCCGUACAGCUGUUAUGGCAAUACGCGCAGCACAACUCCGGGCCAGCAUCGGUCAGUUACUCCAGUGAGGACUUGGGUGGGUGCAACACCGCGCUCGGGGAGGUCAUCAAGUGCCGAGCUUCUAUCACCUUUCCCAAAUGGAUUGUCAUUAUCAAAUGCGAUUAGUCCAGAUUCUGGUAUUAUCUGUCGAGAUGAGUCUGGAAGUCGGGCAAGUAAUACCUCUUCUCUGAUGUCACCCGUUCCUCUACUUUCUCCUAUCACCCCGACAAAAAGAACGUUCUCUCCCAUAUCUCCUCCAGCUGGCUCAGCCUAUCGUUCAUUUUCUCCUAUACCUCGCACCCCUCCUGCAAUAUCAGGAAAGCGGACAUUUUGUCCUGUGUCACUCCCAGCACCUUCUGCCAUUACCCCUCCUAGAGAUAAAACAGGCAGAGUCAUGUACUCACCGAUACCCACCCAACCUCUGCCGCUAACGUCAAACAGCACAUUUGUGCCAUUUUCACAAGAAUCAAAUAAAAAAUCCCAAGAUAAUGAAAAAACAACUGAUGAAAGGAAUGACGAAGAUCAACAAAUGGCUUCUAAUGCUGAGCCUGUUAAGGACAUUGUUGAGUCAAAAGAUGAUGAGAAGUUAAAAGCCGCAUGCACAGAGGUUAGAAAUACUCAGAUUGAUCAGCACAAUGCUGAUUCAACUGAAAUAAUUACCAUGGCUCAGCUUCCACCAGUGCAAGUAAAUACCAUUCAGAUAGCUGUCUUCCCAUGGCAGUGUUUAGUCCCACAACUGAUCAAUGUUCCUGCAGACAGUUUGACUCAAACAAGCACUAGUAACAUUUCAAACUCACAGCUGGAAGUACAAAAAAAUGUUUUAAAUCAGGCAAAUGGAUUGGAAAGUGGUGGAAAUGUGCUGCCACUAAAGACUGCUGAUGGAGACGAUAGUUCAUCAGCAGGAGAAUUAAGGAAUGGAACUGGAAAUUCAAUAAUUACUGGGCCAAACACAAGAAAAAGAGCUCGCUCUGUCUCUGUUAGUAGCGAUGGAAAGCCUGCCGCCAAAACUGUGGUAAGCAAUCUUGAAAUAAUAACCGUUGUGUUCUAAAAAUAUAUAUGAUAAGUUCUAGAAAAUAUCCAUACUCUCUUUUUCUCUCUAAAGAAGGGAUUCCAAAAACCCACAGGAAAAAGUGACGGAUUCCCAUUUUUGGAUAUUUUAGGGUAUUUAAAGAAUACCCCCAAAAAUCCCAAAUUUGGAAGAGUGAGACAAGUCCCAAUCAGGGAACUUGGUUGGGAAUUCCCUGGUUGGGACUUGUCUCACUUUGCCAAAUUUGGGAUUUUUAUGGGUAUUCUUUAAAUACAUAGGCGUACGGGCCGGGGGGGCGAGGGGGGCUGCAGCCCCCCCAAAUUUUGGGUAACUCAGAUUUUUUGGGCAGCGAGAGAAAAUUUGGGCAAAGUCAGUUUUUAAAGACGUCUCCAUGUUUAUUUAAUUUAAUUAUUUUGAAGACCUGAAUAUUAACCUGAAGUCGGCGUAAUAAUCCAGUUACGUUACAGUGGUUGCCUAGCAUGUGAUGAGUAAUUUACAUAUUUGUAGUUUUUUUAUUGUUGGGCACUCUACUGCACUGCACUAGCUGGAAUGGGCUAUUUCCAAUCGUGAAUUGCGUAAAAUAAACUUUCGCAUAACUCUCUAGAAUCAUCUCCACUCGAGGAACAGUGUAUGGCAGAUAGCAUCAGCAAUGGGUAUGAAAAUGAAGAAGUGGCUGACUACUGAAUUCUCAUUUUCAAUUAGUAUAGCGAGAAGAAUCUUAAUUCUUUUAAAAAACCUAUCGAGCGGUUCCAUGAAAUUAUUCGCUAAUUUGUUAAAGUAGACCGAAAUGUUUACAAAACUGCUAAAAAGAGUGCCUCGAUGACUAAUCAAAUCCUUCUUUCGAUUCUAGCAAUCAAGCAGAGCUAUCUCCACGAUCUUUCACAAAUGUUUUUAAAAAGAUCAAAACUACUAUGAGGUGAAAUUGCAUGUCAAAAGCGCUUCGUUUUUUACAGAUAACGGCCAAACAACAAGAUUUUCCUUUUCUUACCGUAUUUCUAAUAAUAAAAACGUCAUUCCAAAAUAUCUUGAUAACGCUCUUAAGGUUUUGUUUAAACUUCACGAACAUCAAGGUGACCGUAUUAGAGAAAAAUGCUCCUGUGAACGAUUUUGUAAGGUUCCCCGUGCCGAGAAUCAUUGCUGAAGGAAAAUAGGUAAUUGGUUCAUUUCGUUGCUAUGACAGCUCCAAUGUCAUUGCAACCCUGAUGGUGACAAAUUUUCAUUUUAAUACAACGGACGUCGCAAUUUUUCAAAUGUUUGUUUAUGGCGACGUAGUUUAUGCUCAGACUUGGUAUUGACCCUGAAAAACUGUAUCGGGUACCUUCAUAUGCCAGGACGGCCUAUGUUGUUGCAAUAUGGCCCUCAUUUCUUUUCGACUCUUUCGUAAAAAUUUGGGCAACUUACCAGAAUUUUUUGGGCAAAUGGUUUACCGCCCCCCUGGCAAAAAAUUUCCCGUACGCCUAUCCAAAAAUGGGAAUCCGUUACUUUUUCCUGUGACCCAGGCUAGGUAUUGGGGGGUGGGGGGGGGGACAUGGAAGGGUAGGAUAUUUUUGGGAACUAUAGUUUGAUAUUGAAUAAGUCAAAAAGAAAAAAGCGGUUAAUUAAACCCCUGCUCAUUUGGGUAUGGUCUAAGAGAUUUCUUCCCCCUGCAAAUAACAGUCGGUCUUUGGACAUUGGCCGACCAAAAUUUGCAUAGUGUCCGACUAAAUCCCACCUGUGUUUAGACAUAAUAUCCGGAUAAUUUUUUUUUUAUCGUAAAUCAUUUUAUGGUAAGGAAGAGUAAGAAUCUUGACAACCUUGAGUAAAUCUUAGGACAUGUUAGGACCAUCUCAAAGUCACGAAACAGCAUUAGUGUAGUAUGUCCUCUGUUUUACCCGAUAUAAAGUUCAACCUUUUUUGGUGAUGUCUGACCAAAAUUUUGUUUUGUCCGACCAAGAUGGUAUCUUUAGUGGGACAAUUAAUUUUAUUAUGUCCUUUCAACAGAGAAAAAUCAUUUUCAACCCUGCUGUUUACUUUGUACAGCCUGUAAGUUAGGUGUUGAUGACCGGUGAAACUGUAUAUAUGGGUUAUACAUGGGAUUAGGGUCUGCACAGGUGGUUGGGGGGGGGGGUGGGGGGGGGGGUUGGUGAAAAUGGGUCAAGUUUCAAUCCCUGAUAACAUCUCGUAUGCAGCGUCACUUUGUAUAGAUGCUGAAUUCAAACCUUUGUAAGACAAACACCAAAUCUCACCAAAGGGGUUAAAAGCCAAACAUGCAUCACAGAGAUGCCUCCCCCCAACCUCCCCUCCCUCACCCUCCAUUGGAAAUGAUCAGGAAAAAAAGAAUUUCACUACUUUUUUUAGAAUCUCCAGACUUUUAUUUGUGAGUCUCCAUAUUUUCCUUUAUCAGGGGUUGGCAGGUCUGUAAGUAUAUUAAUCAGGUUCCACUGGUUGGCGGUUUGAAGGCACCUGGGUACGUAGAUGCCACUCUCAGGGAAAUUGUCAAGGUUAUGCAUUGCGUUCGCCUGCCGUCCAUGGCUCCACCGGCCUCCUAGGCACCUCCCCCCAUGCUCAUCUCUGUUGAUGAGUUUAAUGUAAUAUAUAUUUUUUGAGUUCAAUAUUUUUUUUUUUCAGGCCACUGGGAAUCAGGCAAAACAAGAGAAAGAACACAUCCGCCGGCCAAUGAAUGCCUUUAUGAUCUUCAGCAAACGUCACCGAGCCCUUGUCCAUCAGAAACACCCCCACCAAGACAACAGAACAGUGAGCAAGAUACUUGGUGAAUGGUGGUAUAACCUGAGCCCAAAAGACAAGCAGAAAUAUGUAGAUCUUGCAGCACAGGUGGGCCUUAUUGUUAAAUUUUAAAAUUUCCCUUAAAUGUGAACUUUUAUCAAAAUAUUCUAAUUAAAAUGUGUCAUCCUAUUUUUGUAAGUAUUUUUUGUAUAUUAAGUUUUAUUAUUCUUCUCUUUUCCUGUGUCCUAGUUUAUAUUGUAGUUUAUUUUGUAAAAUUGCAUCGUCUUUUCUGUAAUGUUUUGUCUUGACUUUAACUAAUGUACAAGGGAGCCUGGACCCCAUAUAAGUCCUAGGCGUCCAAUUCGGGCGUCCUCGUCAUUGUUCCAAAGGAAUGUCCCCUUCCUUUUCUGUUGCACAAAUGAAAACUGAGAUUGGGAUCUUUAAAUCCAUGCAUUAAAAUACAUGGAAUUUUUCGCCCUUUGCCCUUCUCAAAGUGAUAUUUAAAAAAAGCUUCCUAUAGUAAUAGCUGUUAGUUUAUUUUACGUGUAAGGUGUGUAUAGUUUCCAUUGUAGAGGUCCCCUAAGUGGGUUUAUGUAUGUCUCUCAUCUAAAUUUCAAAGACAGUCAUUUCGUGUUUUGAAGAGUGGGUCAUGUCUUUGUCUGUAUAGGCGAAUCUUUGUUGACACUUUUUGCCUCAUUAACAUAUGUGCAUCACUGUAUGAUGACGCUAAUAGAAUAAAAACUUUGAAUAUUGAAAUGGCAUAACAGUUUCAGUUAUCUCUGAAAAUUUGAGCCCAAUACAGCAAAUGGUUUCGGAUAAAUUCUCUUCUAAAAACUCCAAAUUUUACUUUUUUGCCACACAGCAAUUUCGCAGUUUUUGAUAGCUGAUAUUUCCUUCAAUAUUGCUUGCAAAGAGCUGAAAAUUGCACAAACUGCUCAACUUAAUCAGCUCUUUCAACUUUUGCAUUUGGUUCAUACAUACCGCCAUGGCUUCUGUGAGUUAAGUCGUAUGCUAAUGAGGAAAACUGUAAACAAUGAUGUCAGCAAAGAUUCGCCUAUUCAACCCAUCUUCAUGUCAUUUGUCACCAUUUCAUCUAGUACAUCUUCUGUCGCUGUUUAAAGGCCACAUCACUUGUCGCAAUAUUACCCCAAUAUGGUCUCAUUGUACCACUAUUUUUUUUUCAGGUCAAAGAGGAGCACUUCAGGACUUAUCCACACUGGAAGUGGUGCCAAAAAGACAGGAAAAAAUCCCCAAGAAAAGGUUCAGAUAUAACGGAGUCUGCUGAUUCAAUGAGUAUGUUGUCAUCUUUUUUUUAUUAAUUUGACUAUAAGUUCAAGAUGAGAAAAAGUAAAAGUCUAAAAAAAAGUAUUAUUACACCAUGUAGACAUUUUGAUCCAGCUCUCCUGAGAGACUUCCUUGUAGAGGGCCUGCCAGGGUAAAUUCCGCAAAGCGACAGUGCGUAAAAUGAAAUCGCGACAACAGACAACCUCCCCCGGCCAAAUUGCGACAGUGACGGCAAAGCCGACAAUAAGCGACAAGCAUUUAUCAACACCGACAGGAGACGUUUUAAAAUUCAGACGGGCAACAUGGGACCCCCCCUGGCAGGGCCUCCUUGUACUCUCAAAGAGACUCUUAAGAGACCUCUUGUAAGAGACUUGUUAAGGAUCUCGUAAGAGACCUCUUAGCCUGCGAAAACAUCCGUUUCUCCUCGCUCUUCAUCGCUGGGGACGUUUCGCGCGGAGGAACGUCUGCAACUCAGCGACAGAAAUUCCAUACUGAUGACGCAAAUCAGUGUUUACAUAAUAAAUCCGGUAGUCAUGGGGUUCCAAAUAUAAAUUUGUCUAAUUUUGUGUGUCUUCUGGUCCAUUUUGGUAAAGUGCUGUGUUGAUCUGCCCACGAGCUUCAGCAAAACUCAAAUGCUUUUUCUAGAGAAGGCUAUAUUCCACAAAUAUUGACGGUUUUGUUAGAGAUUCUUCGCGUUUACAUUUGACCUUUGUGGCCUUUUGUCUUUUGUCUGUCAUUCAUAAACAAUAGCUAAAACAAUGUAACUGCUGCGUCGACCAAUCAGCGCUUCUUCUUUACGUCAUCAGUAUGGAAUUUCUGUCGCUGAGUCGCAGACGUUCCUCCUCGCGAAACGUCCCCAGCGACGAAGAGCGAGGAGAAACGGAUGUUUUCGCGGGCUAGAGACCUCUCUUUUGAUCCAGCUCUGGUACAUAAGAGACCUGUAAAUCUUUAGUAAUUAGCAUUUUGGGUGGUUGCUUGCAGUACAUAACUUCGACUGUACGUAGGUAUAAUAAAGUAUCAACAGCUCUCAGAAGGUAGUUUUUAUUGCCACUAGGAGGUCUGUGACACUAUAUAGCUAGGUACUGAUGUUGUCUGAGAUACACAGAACUUAAUGGAAUCCUGAUUUUUCAAACCACCAUAGGGAAAGCAAAUUGGUUUGAAUUGUCGAGAGGUUUGAAAAAUUGGGGGUAAAUUUAUAGUGUUUGAGUGGUCAACCUGGGAAGUUAGAUUUGAAUUUUCAGGAGUUUUGAAAAAACCAAGGAUUUGAGAAUGCGGUAUUCUACUGUAUAUAAAAAAAUAUCACAGCAUCUUGUCACUGACUACUCCUUGCUUCCAGUGAUUUGUCAUACUAUAAUAUUAUUAAUCAUUACUAUAACAAAAUUUCCAAAUCUCAUUGGCUGUCAACUGUCCUGAUUUCAGCACUAAUAGGACAGUGUAAUAGGACGGUACAUGUCAUGCCUAAGUAAUUGGACAGUACUCGCCAUUGAGUGCACAUACUCAAAUGCUUGCAAGAAAACUCGUGGAAUUUUUCACGUUUUUUAUUUUCAAGAGGGCAAGAACAUCCCAAAAAUUAAUUUUGUUAUAGUUAUAGAUAACAGAACUUCAUUUCGUCCAAUUCUGUCUGUGAUCAUCCUCGUGAUGGAACAAAUCGGAGUCCCGCUAUGCUGUCAUCUGAUUUUGUUAAUCACUCAUAUGGUUGUUGGAUAAAAAAAGUUAAAGAAGUGUAUCAAAAUCGCUUCUUAUUCGUACUCAUAUGAUUACAGACCUAAGUGGACUCCAUUCAGUCUUAUUAACUACAAGUCUCUUGACUAGGAGCCAGUUUGUUUUUCUGUUUGGAUGAAUUUCCACCCAACCAACCGUCUUUUCUGUCUUUUGUCAUCAGGUGAUGGUAUUGAAUUUCACACUGAUGUCACAGUGGGCAGUGAAGAUCAAGAAGUAUGUUUUUGUUGUUGUUGCCUUUUGUAUGUCAAUAUUCUACUGUGGUGACCAUAUUGUUAAGCCAGUAAAAGUAUAAACCACACUGUUUUGUUGUAUUAUUGUGUGGUGAUCACAAGAAGAGUCGUCCAACAAUUUUUCUUCCUUUUUUUGAAAAUUCUUUUUUUUCUUAGCCUAUGACAGUUUGAAAAUUUUAAAAUUUACAAGGAUUUGUAUGGAAAACCUAUCACCAUGACUGUGUGUUAAGAGUUGUUUUUCCUACACAAAUCUUUCUAAUUUUGUUGUAAUCCUUACUUUUGGGAUAAGUGGCUGAAAAUUUACGCAUUAGCUACACUGUGAUUUUCAUAUACUAAUUCAGUUCCUCCUAAUCAUUUUUCCAAAAAGAGUUGUUUUGUGUUAACGGAAAGUUGAUCAAGUUGCCAACUAUUACAAAAGGCCUAUUUGUUUGCAACAAAUUGUGUUUCAAAAAGUAGAUGAGUAGGGACCUUCUCUCAAAAGUGAUCCCUGUGGUUUGAUCCUCGUAAGUCACCACCUCCUGCAGCUACUAAAUCUUUGAAACAGGAGGUUUCACUAAUAUUAAAUAGCUCUCUUUGAAGAUGUACGUAUGUUCUGUUCCUAGGGCGUCUUUGAUAGUGACUGCGAUGUAACCACAGAUGCAAAACCAAUGCUAAGAAGUAAACGCUCUCAGAGCACUCCUGCACAUCAACAGGAAUCUUGUCUAAAGGAUGUGCCUCGUUCAUUUACACCACAGCCGACGCCUCCAACACAACACUCACUCUUAGAACUUGCACAGGUAACUGAGUCGCUGACAAAGCUGAAAAUAAUUUUCUUCAAAUCUUUCUUCAGUUGAAAGGACACAAUGACCGGCCACAGAAAGUUUUGCUCGGUCAAGUCUUGUUUCUGAGCGGUCAAAAUAGCGAAAAGAAGUAAUGAAAACUUAAAACUGUGCCAUUUGCUUGUUCAAGUCGUCGCCAUACUAUUUAAAAUGUGGCUUAAUGACAAAACGGCUUAAGACUUAACCAAAGAUAGCCUAAGAUUAUUUACAGUUGAGGAUUUUUCUAUUCGUUCAAGUACAAGAGUGUUUGUGAUCGGUCAACAUGACCAGCAAGUGAGGUUUUUGGCCAGUCAAGUCACCAUUCUGGCCGGACAUUGUACGUUGACCAGACGUUAUUUUGAGCCCUGUAAUAAUAUUAUAUUCCAUCUUAUUUUUAGAUGUGCUCUGAGCUUGACAAUGGAGAAGUGUCCACUGUAACUGAUAGCAGACCAGUAUUAUCUGAGGAAAGACCCACCACAUCUGAACAGGACACUAAUGAUACGCUCAGUGAGUCAGAAGAUGACGACAUUGGCUCAGAAGAGCUGAUGUGUAAUGAAAACAUUGACGUUAAUGACAAAGAGUCUGAUGACUCGGACGAUGAAGAGCUUACGAACAGGGUGUUUCCACAGCAAAAAUUCUCCCCCGUUCCAUUUACAGUGAGACGGAGUCAAACGCCGGACAUUGGCAACAUCAGAUAUUCGCCCAUUGCAUUCCCUCCAAAGAGGGCAGUAACUCCCAAUAUUUACGAGCAAAUGCUUGGCAAAGUCCAUUCUCGUGAACAGACAGACAGUACUUGCAGGCCACUCUCCAAAAUGGUAGAUUUUGGCUUCAGGGCACCCAAAGGUUUGCCCUUCUCGAGCAAAAGUAAUUCUAGUGAGAAAGUUGACAGAGCAGUUUCAUUGAGUGGUCAGUUUGUCCGUCCAAAAUUGCCAACAACAAAGAGCAACUCUCCUGGGCUCACUGUAAGUGGCUACUUUCAGCCUACUGGAUCUGUCUUUAGACCAAGCCAGCCGUCAUCUAGUGGUACCACUUUACAUUCCUCACCUGGUUCAGACAGUUCUUUGAAGACCGUGUUGAGCUCGUCAGCUUCGUCACAGUCGGCGCCAUUUUCCAGUUAUGUCACAAAACCUUUGCCUGGGAUCACUGUAGCUGCAAGAGGCAGCCCGACAGAUUAUCCAGCGAUGGCAUUUCAAGUGAAACCCAACAGUCCCUCAUACAAAGCGGGCACCCAUGGACGGUCUGUAGUUAGCUCCAGCCAAUUCGGAGAAAGUACCCCAGUUUCAAGAUUUCCAUUUCAACACCAGAGUAUUGCAAGCACACCAUCGGGGCCACUUAAUACUGUUACAACCCCACAACUGGCCAGUUCAGAUUCCACGGCCUCUGCUGUUGGUCAGCAGCCAUCAUGGUCUCCGGGUUCUAUGCCCGCGCCCAUGGCACCUCUAACAGUGUCGGUGGCCACUCAUAACAUUCCUCCAUUUCACCAGUCUGUAAAGGCUACUCCUGUUCUGUCACCAAGCACCAAAGGGAAGCAGAAGCCUAUUGCGCCCCUUCUGUCGCCCCCACCGAUGGCUGCAUCGCCCACCGGGGACAAGUCAGCUGGACGAGUGCUGCUCGCAAAGAAGCCUGCGCCCCUUUCAGGGUUAGUAAUGGGACAUUCAAAUGCAAAGCAAGGGCCCUUCUCACCUGGAGGUUUGGGGUAUUAUAACGUAAACCCUGCGUCACUUGGUGUACACCAGGGCAUUAUUCCUGCACCCUUGCAAAGCCCUGGAAAGCCAGUCAACCAAGGACCUUCAAUCAGACCACACCCUGUGUCACCAAAACCAACUACCCAGCCAGUUUCACCAAGAUUUGCUGCAUCUAACACCUCCCAGUUGUCCCCUAAAGGAGUGAAAAUAUUGGCAAAACCAUGUUAUCCAAACGACAACCAUGCUGCUCCAACUUCUUCGCCAAGAACUCUACCUUCCAGUGAUGGAGAUCACACAGGUGCUAUUAAUACCAACAGACAGGCCAUGAAAGCUGAACAGAACCAGGCUGUGGAUGCACAGACAACCCAGCUGUGUCUAGAGGAUAGUGCAUCUAAAGGUCAAGUGUACGUCAAACCUAUACUGAAAAGAUUCAUAGCUGACGGAAUGGAAGAGUAAGUGUUCGUUCUCAGAGUUUAUUUAAACUCAGGGUUCAGUUAUUUGAAAAAAUCCAGAAUAGACUGUUAAUCUCAAAUUACCUGGAUUUGAUUUGAAGGUGAAGUAACAAAAAGUCCAAAUGAUUCUCCAGCAUGACAACAAUUUGGCUGGCGUCGUGUUUUCACAAGAAGCUUGUGGCCAGAUGUUUUUUUUUGUGUCCUUAACCGAAUACCCGAAGUUAUCCCAUCUCAAUCUUAAAAGUUUUGGUGAUAUGAAUCCAGUCUUUAAAAUUCUUAAUCCAUUUGCAGAUUCUAGUAGAGAAUUCAAGAAUGUGGAUUUCUUGGAAAAAUCCAAAUCCAGAAGACACUAUAAGGAAUUCUUCAUUUAUGCACGUCUCUGCUAGUUGGUUUUUCUAAAGUGGCCACUUCUCUCGCCAAAGGUCACUCUUUAUCAACCUCCUUGCCAUGGUUCUCUCACAUCCGGGAGACGAGUUGGAGAAACCCUAUUUCCUUCUACGAGAGAUUUGAUUUCCUGGCCUAACGUGAUUUUUUGUGAACCAUUCAGUUGAAAGCUUCUAAGCGAUACUUUUCCUGUGAUGCUGUUUAUCAUGCUUUUUCGAGUCAUUAAAUUAGGGUUAAGCAGUAGAGCAUACCCAUUACCGCCAUGAGACCGAAAUUAAGAUAACAAGAUUUCAUUGUUCGUUUUCUUAGGGUUCUAUCGAAGGUCAAUUUUGAGAGGCAAUUUGCUGAACUUCCUGAAUACUCUCCUCAGCAACGCCCCGGCACACGGGAGAGCCAUAACAGAGGUUCCAUCAACAGGCGAGGUCUUGUAACAACGGGUCGACCACACCCAUCGGAUGAAAGCGGACAGACGUCUGAGAGUAGUUUAGGUUGUGAUGCAAGCCGUGCGGUGGGAAUCAGAGCAAGUAGUAUGCCGAGUCUUGAAGCGCUGGCAGAGGUGGCCUCUUUGGAACAUGGCAAUGGACUGACAGAGGUCCUUAAAGAUGACAAAGGGGAUUCACGCCAGCAAGAACCAAGCAGUCCUACAAUGUCCGCUCACAAGAAGCCUAUAGACCAGCGACGGGGAGUGGUGCUUCAGCUUUUCCAGGAACACGGGUAUUUCCCGUCUGAUGGCGUCACAUCAGUGUUUCAACAGCGCUUUUCAGAUCUGUUCCCAACGAAAGCAGCUUUGCAAUUGAAGAUUCGUGAGGUUAGGCAGAAGAUUAUGCAUAAUGGCAGGGUUAACAAGUAAGACGCUUUUGUCGUAGUUAAAGAGCAUUCCAUUCGCCAAGCUUGCAUUCAAUAUGGCCGGCUUACAAUGGAAACCAUGAUAUUCGUGGAGUUUAUAUAAGAAAAAAAGUACAGUUAUAUUUAAACGCUGUUAAAAGGAGCUAAGUCGUGGCAUAAAUAUCUUGAACAUUUAAAACGUUAUUUUGUCAAGUUUCUCGAUUGGAAACCAUUUUGACAUCGAUCGUCCAUCCUUAGCGAUUUACUCGUUUACAGGUUACUGAAAUCUCUUGGGUUGUUCUUUUCUACCCAAGUGAUGUUUUGAGAUUUCCUUCUGUGUCAAAGAACGUUUUGAACGCUGCAAAAUAGCGAAAAAGCCCGGUGAAGUUAAAAUAAAUCGUGCCGAUAAAAUGUUACUAAAAUGUAAGUUUUUUCUUUAUUCCAUUGCUCGACGAAAAGAUUCCGUUAAAGUGAAAGAAAAGCCCAGUUAAAAUCCGUUUGCAAGAAGGUUUUGCAAUGGUACUUAGAGAGUAACCUUCAAAUUCAAUUUCCUACACAUGUUUAGUUCGCGUAGCACAUUUCUAUGAUUUUCUUAAAACUUGUUUCAGAUAACUUUUAUUCUAGUAACUGGAAGAGAGUAGACUCGAAGUUCUCACAAUUUGCUAGUUGAGUGAUGAAAUUUAUCUUAUGUUAAAACUUUCUCUCAAGGGAGACAAGAAUGUUACUAAUCAUUUUGCUUCUUGUUGUCGAGAGUUUACUCUUCGACAUUCCUUUAGGGCGUGUAAAAUUUUUCAUUACAUGUAGAGAUAUGCGCACAAAUUCUCCAUUUUUCUUGAUAAUUUGACUUUAUGCGCGAUAACUAGGUCACGAAAUUUCCGAAAACCGACGAUUUUCCAGAAGGUGAUGUAACGCGUGUUUCAUAGAUGUCCCAAAUACUCUUCGUGCCCGACAAUUUGGGUAAUUUUGAAGAACGCACGCACGUUUACGAGUAAAGUUCCGCUGUAAUUUUUCCGGUCAUCGGUUCGUCCGGACCAGAGUAGUCUGACAAAUACAACAGAGCUCUGGAAACAAUUUUAGGCGGCAUGGCAUUAUAAAGCAGCGCAUUUUUGUAAAGUAGAAUAUAGGGGUGUUGGGAAUCUAAACAUAAGAACAAACAUUUAAGUCUUGAAAGAUAAUGGAGACCUUUAGUUUCGAGGACGACUACGACGACGAGAUUUAAGUAAGUUUUUUCGCGUAUGCUCAAAAAAAGAUAUCCCGGAAAGCUUUGUUGAACUUAUAUUUACCAGAAGAGUUGGCGCGGUUAUUUUUCUAGAAGUGGUUAAGCCCUGCCGAUCCCAAAAUGAUAAAUGAUAACUUGUUUCCGCUCGUAGUAGAAUGACGAUGACUCAGAGAUCGCGUAUUCCCGCCAAAAUAUGACGCUGGUUCAAAACCUCGUACUCGUAGUAGUACGAAAGGUCUUUAGUUAACUUGGAAAUAUCAGACUUUCAUCAAAGUGUUGCGUGAGGGUUUAUAGUGUAUAUAAGAGUUUCUUAACAGACUCUUUUAAAAACUCGAGUUUGCUUUUUGGUUUAUAAGCAGUAUUUAUAAAAAAAGGUAAUACUUAUGUUGUUUUGUUUUGUAAGUUAUUUGAAAAGAGCAACCCCGCCAUAUCGAUUCGUGUUUUAUAGCUGUCGUGGAGUUCAAUUCCGACGAUUAGGUCCGAACGAGCGGCUUGAGAUGUCAUCGGAAAACUUCGGCAAAGUACGAGAUUGUGUCGGACGCGUUUCGAUGUGUGCGCGGCAGUUUAAUAGUAGUAGAGCACCUAUUUAUUGAGUUAACGUUUCUGUAUAGUUGUAAGAUAGUAUUGAGAAGGGUAUAGAGUGAUUUUAUGGCAGCUGUACAUAUCAUGGUUUAAGUCUUUUUAACGUUGAUAGUGUAGAGCUUAAGGAUAAUAUCCAUUUCAAACCUGAGUGGCAGUGAAAAAAAGCCGUAGGGGAAUUUAUUGAUACAGGUGUUUAAGGAGUUAUACUUUUAAAACAAAUACUAGGGAGCUUAUGAAGACGCCCACAAUAGCAACGACAACAUCAUGAAAAGAACAAUAAAAAGGAGAACUCUCUACGUGCAUCACACGUUUUUUGUCGUCCAAAUGUAACGCAACUUAACCUAAUGUCAACUUAGUGUGACGUCCUAUACGCAACACAUCUCCCAUAAUGCACCUUAUUUGGU
Molecule: messenger RNA, 14411 nt
Organism: Porites lobata
Lineage: Eukaryota; Metazoa; Cnidaria; Anthozoa; Scleractinia; Poritidae
Source: the annotation of a GenBank genome assembly